CAUCCGCAUGGGGGAGUAAGUGAUUAAAUGGUGUGCAGUGGAUAAACAUACGAGUCCCGUGAAGCAAGCUGCGAGCGCCAAACUUUAAUACUCGAAUGAAACUCUUAACUGGCGAUACCAACCACUGAGCGCCAACACCCCAUGGAACUCAGUAAAGUGACGCUGGAGAUCUUCUCCAAACUCGAGCAGAAAUGGCUCUCUCGCUGCGAAACCACCACCAAAACCCGCAUUCUUAGCAUUGACGGCGGAGGAACCACCGCCGUUGUUGCCGGCGCCUCCCUGGUUCGCCUUGAGGAUCAGAUCCGUCUCCAGACCCGCGAUCCCCAAGCUCAAAUCACCGACUUCUUUGACAUCGUUACCGGGACCGGCAUUGGUGCCAUCCUUGCAGCCAUGAUCACUGCCGACGGCGGCUCCGGCAGGCCCCUCUAUACUGCCAGGGACGCCGUGCGUGUCGUCGCACAGAGGAAUUCUGAACUCUUUAAGCCUAAACUCCCAAGAGUUCUCCGCUGGCGUCGUCGUAGAUUUUCUUCCAAGAGCAUGGACAAGGUGCUGAAGGAAGUGUUCCGGAGAAGAGUGGACGGACGACCGUUGACCUUGAAGGACACGUGCAAGCCCCUGCUGAUACCCUGCUUUGACCUCAAGAGCGCAGCCCCGUUUGUGUUCUCACGGGCAGACGCAUCCGAGUCGCCCAGCUUCAACUUCGAGCUCUGGAAAGUAUGUCGUGCCACCUCAGCCACGCCAAGCCUCUUCAAGCCCUUUCAGUUGACCUCCGUCGACGGAAAGACCUACUGCCGCGCCAUUGACGGUGGACUGGUGAUGAACAACCCGACGGCGGCGGCCGUGACUCACGUGCUGCACAACAAGCGUGAUUUUCCGUCGGCGAAGGGCGUGGGAGAUCUCUUGGUCCUCUCCCUAGGCAAUGGGACGUCGAUCAUUGGAGGUUCAGGAAGGAAGGGGAGUGAGAAGGAGGAGACAUUAUGCUCGAUGUCGUCGAUGGUUGACAUUGUGGCGGAGGGUGUGUCGGAAACCAUUGACCAAAUGCUGGGGAACGCCUUCUGUUGGAACCGUACGGACUAUGUAAGACUCCAGGCGUUGGGUUUGGGGAAUGGGGAGGAGGUGCUGAAGGAAAAAAGCGUGGAGUCGUUACCGUUUGGCGGGAAGCGGUUACUGAAAGAAACUAACGGACACAGAAUCGAUAGCUUUGUGCAGCGUCUUGUCGCUUCGGGAAAGGCCAGCCUGAGCCUCCCGCAGAGUGCUGCCAACGAAGCCGCCGCUUACCCCAUCGGCGGCAGUUAGUUAGUUCUUUCUUUUUCCUUUUUUGCCCUCUCCACAUCAUGAUGUUGCCAGUUAAUUGUAUUCAAAGUUUCCGUUCUUGCUUUUGCCACGCCCCUAGUCAUGGUCAACCGGCACUUGAUAGAAACUAGCAGUAAUAAUUAACUUCCCAAUUCGCAUCAUGAUGGAUCUAACUGACGAUCAUAGCCGUCUCAAUCAAUUGGUAAUUACUGUUUUUUAGGAC
Neltuma alba is the source of this 1516-nucleotide messenger RNA. Its product is annotated as probable inactive patatin-like protein 9. The transcript is spliced from 2 exons. The coding region runs from base 142 to 1296 and encodes 384 amino acids. Lineage: Eukaryota; Viridiplantae; Streptophyta; Magnoliopsida; Fabales; Fabaceae. Gene Ontology annotation, biological process: lipid metabolic process. The record is from RefSeq and is a predicted model, not a curated record.